Molecule: messenger RNA, 999 nt
Organism: Ceraceosorus bombacis
Lineage: Eukaryota; Fungi; Basidiomycota; Exobasidiomycetes; Ceraceosorales; Ceraceosoraceae
Source: the annotation of a GenBank genome assembly
AUGGCAGACUCAUCUCCGGAACGUUUGGUGGCGCUCAUCGUCGACAUUUCCAAAACUGCUGCGCCUGUAGCCUACCUCGGCUGCGUAUGCUGUGAGUGGGGCUCUAUUUGGGCGUCAAGUAGAUGUCGCAAGGCUGCUGGCUCGAGGCUUGACAGAGCUGAUGAGCUCGCCCAUCCACACGCCUCGUCCCGCGCGUCGCGUCGCAAUGCAGUGGGAUUGGUCAUCGGCGACUUCUUUGGUGCGCUCGAGUGGGACUUGGCGCUGGUGAGAGAGUGCAAGACGAGGGUGAUGGCGGCCUACUUUAUGGCUCGAACGUGUAGCGUGAUUGCGCUAUCUGUUCUCAUUGCCCUCAUGAGCGCCGGAAGCUUCAAAAUCGACAUUUGCCGGCCCCUCGCGCACGUGCUGUCCACUUUCAUCGCCUUGUCGACGGCAUCAGCUCAGUAUCUAUACGUGGGACGAGUCACGUCUAUUUGGCCGGCGCGCCCGUGGGUCAGGUUCCUCAUGCUCCUCACCUGGUCCCUCUCAGCCCUGUCCUGGAUUCCGCUCAUCGUCUUGUUUGUCAGCGUGCAGAAUCCAGUUGGUCUGCUGGUGUGCAUCCCCGCCGAGCCUGUCAGCGACCUCGUCUCUAUUCCCUACUUUUUCAACAUGGCUUACGAUCUCUUGGUCUUUGCCUUGAUCAUCGUUGGCUUUUACCGCCAGGGCAAGCUGAACGUUUUCAAACGCGGAUCGACCAACAGCGACUUGACGCACCGUCUAGUUGUCACUACAAUACUGUACCUUACUAUCCUGUCACUGUUUUUCAUCGGGCAGACCAUUGCGUUCUGGGUGGCCGAGGCGCCAGUACGCAGGGUUCUCUCUGCUCCUCUCCACACUGCCCUUGUGUGAGUCACGCGCAAGUCGCGAGGAGCAAUGUUUGCACUACUGAUAUGUCCGGCAUUCCAUCCUCAGGACCAUCAUCUCGUGCUGGCUGUUCAGAAACUUGCGACAGCUAGCGCGUAG